Lotus japonicus is the source of this 1972-nucleotide messenger RNA. RefSeq names its product protein SENSITIVE TO PROTON RHIZOTOXICITY 2. The transcript has a single exon. The record is from RefSeq and is a predicted model, not a curated record. Bases 162 to 1379 code for a protein of 405 amino acids. Gene Ontology annotation, biological process: response to acidic pH; response to aluminum ion. Lineage: Eukaryota; Viridiplantae; Streptophyta; Magnoliopsida; Fabales; Fabaceae.
CACAUAAGUAUAUAUCAGUGUACUUUGCUUCUUGCCAUUUCAUAUAAAGGAAACUGGCAUAUAUAUAUGCUCAAUAUAAACAAUAUCUUUCAUUGGACCAAGAAAUUAUUCAGAACCAAUCUUCAGUAUAGUAGCAUUGGAAGAUCCAAGCAACAUUGACAAUGAUUUCAAGGCCCACAUCCAGCUUCCAAAGUGUCCAUCAGGGGCUUCAAAUGUUUCCUCCCACCCAAGAUUUGGUUUCACCCUCUGUUGAAAUGAUCUCAGGCUCAGGCUCUUCACCCUCAACAAGCUCCCUCCUUUUCAACCUCUCUGUUCUCAAAGAAAAGCUGAAUCAGGUGCAAACCCUGGUGGGUAUCAUUCUCUCCCCAAAUCAAACCCUUCCAGAGUCAACUUCAUUAGCCAUCUCCAGCAUGAACACCACAAUUCAAGAAAUCAUAGUCACUGCCACCUCAAUGAUGUUCGCCUGCCAACACUUGGCUCUCACUACUGCUACUUGCACCACCAACAACCAAUUGCACCACCAUCAGCAAUCUAAUCAUGAUCACAACAAGGUACCUCCCUCAAAUUUUGGCAAUUACAGAGAUGUCCUUAGUAACAUAGGAACAGAUAUUAGAUCAGGCCAGAGUUUAUUUUCCAAUACUGAGUCAGAGGCACUGGAUAGCUGGUUUGGUGAAAGCUACAACAACAAUAAUAACAAUAGUAAUGUUAAUGAUGAUGAUAAAAGUGUUGCAAUUAGUGAAAGCAAUAAUUGUAAGGAAGCAAUAAUGUCUCCAGGGGAUGGACAUGAACCUGUUGAUACUGAUGAUAAUGAUAUAAUUGAAUUGGAUGUUGCUGAUUUGUUGGCUAAGUACACGCAUUAUUGCCAUGUUUGCGGGAAAGGGUUUAAGCGCGAUGCAAAUUUGAGGAUGCACAUGAGAGCUCAUGGGGAUGAGUACAAGACCAGUGCUGCAUUGAGUAAACCAAUUAUCAAACACAAGGUGGGCAGUGAGAACUCUUUGAUGAGUGUGAAGCCUAAAAAGUAUUCAUGUCCCCAAUUAGGGUGCAGGUGGAACCAGAAGCAUGCCAAGUUUCAAGCUUUGAAGUCCAUGAUUUGUGCUAAGAAUCAUUACAAGAGGAGCCACUGCCCCAAAAUGUAUGUUUGCAAGAGGUGCAAUCAGAAGCAGUUCUCUGUGCUUUCAGAUUUGAGGACACAUGAGAAGCAUUGUGGGGAUCUCAAGUGGCAGUGUUCUUGUGGCACCACUUUUUCUAGGAAAGAUAAGCUUAUGGGCCAUGUUGCUAUGUUUGUGGGGCACCACCCAGCUGCUAUGAAUAGCUUUUCAUGUUCAGGGAAAAUAGAGAAGCAGGGAUUGCAAAUGCAGAAUGAUGGUAGUUCAAGAUGAAGGAUACACGUUGGGAAACCAUGGUGGCUAAAAUCAUGAUGGACAGCAGCAACCUCAUUUACCUUUCAUGGCUGUCCACCAUGAUUUUGAUUUCACCGUGAAUUUUCACUGAGAUUAUGUGUUUUAUAUGAUUGGUUAUGAAGUGGUGCUCUCCUUCAGACUGUAUACAUUUUCAGACAGUGCAAUAUAUGCUUCACAAGAAAAAGUACCUAAUUGAUUCUACAUUGCUCCUUUCUAGGUGCAGCUUCUGUCUUCCAACAUACUCUUCUUGAUAGUAAAUAACUUGAUGAUUUGCUCCAAUAGUUUGUGGCGCUGGCCAUUGGCAUGGCAUGACAGUACUGUGCAAGAGGAAUUGUAUUCAGGAAAAUGUUUGGUUGACAAAUUAUAUGAGAGAAAAAUGGUGAAUGUGAUGUAGGAUAUGAUGUGGUAGAAAUAAAGACAUAAAUAGCUAGGGAAAUUAGGUGUGGUGGCUAUUGGCAUGCAUGGUAUGUUUAAAAUUCGAGAUCGUUGUAUUUAUGCUAAAAUUUUGUACAAAAGUUGGAUUGGUGUUCUCUUUUGUGUAUCAUAUACAAAUCACCCGUUGUAUAUUUAAA